AAAAAUAACUCUAGGUUCAAACCUGAUAAAGAAGGAGAAACAAUCCAAUACACAGGACUUUCGCAAUCUGCAGUUCGAGAAAUUGCUCUGUGUACUGAAUUAAACCACCCUAAUGUCGUAAGACUUGUCGAGAUUAUUCUUGAGGAUCGAUGCAUUUUUAUGGUAUUUGAGUAUACCGAGCACGAUCUCCUGCAGAUAAUACACCAUCAUACUCAGCCUCAGCGACAUGCCAUCCCUGCACCGAUGGUGAAGUCAAUUCUCUUCCAGCUACUCAACGGACUUCUAUAUCUUCACUCAAACUGGGUUCUGCACCGUGAUCUCAAGCCAGCUAACAUACUGGUAACUUCUUGCGGUGCAGUAAGGAUUGGCGAUCUUGGGCUUGCCCGGUUAUUUUAUAAACCGCUAAACUCGCUAUUUUCUGGCGAUAAGGUCGUGGUGACAAUAUGGUAUCGCGCACCUGAAUUACUCCUUGGCUGCCGGCAUUACACCCCAGCUGUCGAUCUCUGGGCGGUUGGGUGCAUAUUCGCUGAGCUACUAUCUCUCCGCCCAAUAUUCAAGGGAGAGGAGGCAAAGAUGGAUAGCAAGAAAAAUGUGCCUUUCCAACGAAAUCAAAUGCUGAAAAUCAUGGAAAUUCUCGGGAUGCCCCUGAAGCAAAACUGGCCUGGCUUAGCUUCGAUGCCCGAAUAUGGCCAGCUUCAAGCUUUUGCGUUGGGCCCUGGGACAAGCCAUAUACAUAAGCCAUCGAGUUUAGAGCCAUGGUAUAACGCCUGUUUGAAGAACGGUUCAUAUUCUCCAUCAUCAACGGCAGGAACUCCGGGGAAAGAAGGCUUUGACCUUCUCUCACGGCUUUUAGAAUAUAACCCAGCGAAAAGGAUUACGGCAAAGGAGGCAUUAGAGCACCCAUACUUUUCAACGGGUAGCCCAAUUACAGCAAAUUGCCUCGAAGGAUUUGAGGGGAAAUACCCAAACCGACGGGUAAGCCAGGACGACAACGAUAUCCGCACCAGUAGCUUACCCGGCACAAAGCGGAGCGGCCUACCAGACGAUUCCCUAACAUCCCGGGCAGCGAAGCGUGUACGAGAGAUGUGA
Trichophyton verrucosum HKI 0517 is the source of this 1089-nucleotide messenger RNA. RefSeq lists its product as uncharacterized. Gene Ontology annotation, biological process: protein phosphorylation. NCBI's taxonomy places the organism in Eukaryota, Fungi, Ascomycota, Eurotiomycetes, Onygenales, Arthrodermataceae. Gene Ontology annotation, molecular function: ATP binding; RNA polymerase II CTD heptapeptide repeat kinase activity; cyclin-dependent protein serine/threonine kinase activity. The annotation marks the transcript as partial. Gene Ontology annotation, cellular component: nucleus; mediator complex. The transcript has a single exon. The record is from RefSeq and is a predicted model, not a curated record.